Messenger RNA from Rhinolophus ferrumequinum (greater horseshoe bat), 3416 nucleotides. RefSeq names its product 2'-5'-oligoadenylate synthetase 2 (gene OAS2). Gene Ontology annotation, molecular function: double-stranded RNA binding; 2'-5'-oligoadenylate synthetase activity. Gene Ontology annotation, cellular component: nucleoplasm; membrane; cytosol. The transcript is spliced from 11 exons. Gene Ontology annotation, biological process: defense response to virus; regulation of ribonuclease activity; negative regulation of viral genome replication. The record is from RefSeq and is a predicted model, not a curated record. NCBI's taxonomy places the organism in Eukaryota, Metazoa, Chordata, Mammalia, Chiroptera, Rhinolophidae. Bases 72 to 2192 code for a protein of 706 amino acids.
CUCAGCUGUUGCUCUUUCUCCUCUGUCUCCUGCUGUGCCAUUAGCUGUCACCUCAGCAGCCAGCAGGAGCAAUGGGAAACUGGGCACUGGUCUCAAUGCCUACUCAGGAAUUGGAUGCGUUUAUCCAGAAAUCCCUGAGGCCCUUCGAAGACUGUCAGAAGCAGAUCGACAAGGCAGUGGACACCAUCUGUGCCGCCCUGCAUGAAGCCGAGGAGCAACUCCUGGUGACAGAUGUGGCCAAAGGUGGCUCCUAUGGCUGGGAAACUGUCUUAAAGGGCGACUCCGAUGGUACCCUCGUUAUCUUCGUCAGUAACCUUGGAACAUUCAAGGAUCAGAAGAAAAUCCAACAUGAAGUCCUCUGCAAAAUCUGUAACUGGCUGAAACACUGUCAGCUUGAAAGAAAGCUGGCAGCCAAGAUGGAGAUCCUGACAUCCAGCGGUGGGCUCUUCAUCCAGCUGUCCACAAGAUGGCAGAGCGUCACUUUUAAGGUGCUGCCUGCCUUCGAUGCUCUGGGCUUAAGUGAGAAGCCCAGCCCUUGCACCUAUCGAGAGCUUAAAAGGUCCCUGGAUAUGACAAAAGCCAACCCAGGCGAAUUCUCAGUCUGCUUCACAAAACUCCAGCAGAAUUUUUUUAACAACCGUCCCAGAAAACUGAAGGACUUGAUCCUCUUGGUGAAGCACUGGUAUCAACUGUGCCAGGAAAAGCUGAGCGCUCGACCCCUACUGUCCUCGUAUGCUUUGGAGCUGCUCACAGUCUAUGCCUGGGAACAGGGGUGCGGAGCAGAAGACUUUGAGAUAGUCGAAGGCAUCAGAACGGUUCUGGGGCUCAUCAAACAGCAGACACAUCUGUGUGUCUACUGGACAGUCAAUUACAACUUUGAGGAUGAGACUGUCCGGAAUAUUUUGCUGAGCCAGAUCCGGUCACCCAGGCCAGUGAUCUUGGAUCCAACUGACCCAACCAAUAACGUGAGCAAAGAUAACACGUGCUGGCAGCUGCUGAAACAAGAAGCUGAAGUGUGGUUGCUUUACCUGAAUGAGUCACCCGGACCAUCGUGGAAUGUUCUGCCAACAUCGCUCCAGGAAACCCCAGGCCAUCGUCUGGAUAAGUUCAUCAAGGACUUCCUCCAGCCCAGCGAAGAUUUCCUCAGUCGGAUCCAAAAAGCUGUUGACAUCAUCUGUAGAUUCCUUAAAGAAAAUUGCUUCAGACAUUCAACAACAAAAGUUCAGAAGGCUGUCAAGGGAGGGUCGGCCGGCAAAGGCACAACUCUCAGAACAGGUUCUGACGCCGACCUCGUCGUGUUCACCACCUCACUCAAAAGCUACACCUCCCAAAACACAGAGAGAUGCGACAUCAUCAAGGAAAUCCGCAAACAGCUAGAAGCCUGUCAGCAGCAGGAGAAGUUUGAAGUGAAGUUUGAGAUUUCAAAAUGGAAGGCUCCCAGGGUGCUGAGCUUCUCUCUAAAAUCCAAAGAGUUCAACGAAAGUGUCGACUUUGAUGUACUGCCUGCGUUUAACGCACUAGAUAAAUGGAAACCUGGUUCUACCCCCAGCCCCAAGGUCUACACUGAUCUCAUCUCUCUGUAUAAGUCCUCAGACGUCAUGGGGGGAGAAUUUUCUACCUGUUUCACGGAGCUGCAGCGUGACUUUGUUAUCUCCCGACCCACCAAACUGAAGGAUUUAAUUCGCCUAGUGAAGCACUGGUACAAACAGUGUGAAAAGAAACUGAAGAAAAAGGGGUCUCUGCCCCCCAAAUAUGCCCUGGAGCUGCUCACCAUCUACGCCUGGGAGCAAGGGAGUGGGCAGUUGGAUUUUGACACCGCGGAAGGUUUCCGGACCGUCCUGGAGUUGAUCAGACAGCAUCGGCAGCUCUGUAUCUUCUGGACGGUCAAUUACAACUUUGAGGAAGCAGUUGUGAGAAACUUCCUACUGACCCAGCUCCAGAAAACCAGGCCUGUGAUCUUGGACCCGGCCGAACCUACUGGCGACGUGGGUGGCGGGGACCGCUGGUGUUGGCAUCUUCUCGCGAAAGAAGCUACCGAAUGGCUGUCCUCUCCGUGCUUCAAAGACGGGACUGGAUAUAUCGUACAAUUUUGGAAAGUGCCCACCGCGCAGACACCAGGAAGCUGUGGGGCUCGGCUGCAUCCUGUGGUCAAUGAGAUGUUCUCAUUCAGGAGUUGCGAAAUCCUCGAAUAAAAAUGCUAGAAGAAACUUCUAGAGGUCAUCGGCAAUUGCUGUUGAAGAAUCAGGUCACAGUAUAAAAGAGUAACCCAGAUCCGUUCUUCCAUUAAUGGUCCCCAGUGCUCUUACCCUCACUUCUUCGACUUCUCUUCAAAUCAAGACCGCGGCGUCCUUCGAAAGUCUUGUAAAGUCUCGCCUUGCCGAACUCUCACUCCACAAGCGACGUACCUUAUUAAACAUAGUUGCUCAUAGCUUUAGGCACACCGUAUUGCUGUCAGCGGUUCUGUAUUUUUCCAGUUACUUCUUUCCUGCCCCUUCAGGUCUUAGAAGAGGAAUCUCUCCAUAUUCUGAAAGAGCCCCUUGGUUCCCAUAAUUCAGGGAUCUUGCUUUCAUAAUCCUCCACCUCGCUCACCUCCCUCUGUACACAAAACAGUGUCUGCCCCGCUGAACUGAAGGUCUCCUAAGCUAGUAGUAAGCCGACCUCUUCUUGGACCUUCAAACUCUCCACAGGGUUAUUGAGAAUAUAUAUAUAGCUCCUGUUGUCUUCCUCUCAGCUUACCUUUACUCUCCCAUCCAUGAGUACCUUCUUGCCACAUCUAACGCCUUUAUCCUCUGGCUUUAGCUUUAAAGGUACUUGAAGAUCUAAGUGUUUUAACCUCAUAGAUAUCUAUUAUACUUAAAGUCUUAUUACUUUCACAUAUACCAGCUAUCAUACAAUAAAGAAUAUAUCUGGUCUUUAUUCCCCGUCCCUGGCACAGAGCUUCAAAAACCCUUGGAAUUUCCUGAUAGGUGUGUCUUUUGCAUUCAUAAUGAGCCCCUUCCAACCAUCCCUGGGUUUGUGCUAAUGAGGUAUGGGCUCUGAGAUUUCAAGGGGGUGGGGUUGGCCAUGCCAGAAAGACCAAGCAGGAAAGUCCAAGGAUGUGAUUAGAGGCUUGAAACUUUCAGCCCCACCCCCAACUCCCAAGAGGAGAUGGGGCUGGAGAUUGAUCUCAAACAUGUGGCCAAGGAUUUAAUCAAUCACGAGUCUACAAUGAACCCCCAAUAAAAACUCUGGACAGCCAGGCUUGGGGAGCUUCCCAGUUGGCAAAUAUAUCAAUGUUUUAUGAAGAUGGCACAUCCGGACUCCAUGGGGAUGGAAGCUCCUUGCACUAAGGACCCUUCCGGACCUUGUCCUUUCUGUAUCUCUUCAUCUGGCUGUUUAUCUGUGUCCUUUAUAAUAACAUGGUGAUUGCAAGUACA